This is a messenger RNA of Nerophis lumbriciformis (worm pipefish), 1124 nucleotides long. RefSeq lists its product as uncharacterized. The record is from RefSeq and is a predicted model, not a curated record. NCBI's taxonomy places the organism in Eukaryota, Metazoa, Chordata, Actinopteri, Syngnathiformes, Syngnathidae.
ACGCCUCUGACUUGACACCCUUUCUCUUUUUUUGUUUUUAUUCUAGUGCUGCACCUGUGCUUGACUGUCAGGACUGAGUGCCAGCGCCUCCCCAGGAGGGGACAACAGCUCUGUGACAAAGGUUCCUGGACGCAGCCCUGCCGGGACCCCCAGAUGUCCAAGCAGGAAAGGCAUGGAGGAAAGCUACGAGACUUUUGAAGAAGAGCUAGGACCACCGAGAGAAGAUCUUCCUCCGCGGAAGCCCGUUCGACAACACCCAAGACCAGCUGAAAUGUACAUCAACAGGAAAGUUAGAGAGGAAAUGUCUGCAGCUCCUCAGCAAUCAAAAGUAGAGCCAACGACCUUACCGAGGGAACCGAGCGCUCCCAAGAAACUUCCUUUACAUAAAAGUGCGUCCAUGCAGAAUGUGAGCCAGAGUGAAACACCGUGGGAGAACGUCACACUCAACCGCUGUCUGUUUGUGGCCAUCACCAUUCUGGUGCUCACUUCAGGGAUGCAGAGACUUCACGAGGCUCUGCGUGGUCGGGAGGGCACAGAAGAGGAGGAAGAGGUGGAAUUGACUGAGAGACAUCAAUCCUCAUUACCACACAGAGGAAAACCACCACAGCUUGAGACAACUCUCUGGGAAGUUUUGUUUUGGUGGCUGCCAGACCUUGACAAUGAUGUUGGGAAACGACAGGAGAGGAAGGGAGGUCUCCGAAACAAACCAGUACCAGACAAAAAACUCAUGAAGCAUCGAGAGGGGACAUUAAAGAGCAGAAGAGCCAACAAAAGCAAACAUCAACAGGCUAAAGACAAGAGCAAAAUGGAAGAAUUGAAGACACCGGAGGAGGAAAAAGAGGAGGUACCUGACACUAAGACACGGCAAAAGAAAAAAACGAAUCAAAAAGGAUGAUUCGUCUUUCUUGGUGUCGACGAAUUGUUGCGGUUUUGUCCACAACUUCUAGCAUUAGACUUGGCUAUGAAUAUAGCUAAAUGAAUGGAAUUAAAAGCUCCAAAAUGUGUCCUUCUGUUUUUGUGCUGAACUAAGCUACCACAACCAUUAACAAUUAAUUUACACAUACAGUAACUAUACUUAAAGUUUAAGCCCGUAGACACAGAUUUUAAAACACAGUUUCUAUUCA